AUGGCUCUUGGUGACUGCGAAACAGUGCGGUUACAAGCUUCCUUCCGAUGCGGGUCCAGAAAGUCCCUCCCUCAGAAUCAGGCACUGAAGAUUCCAUUGAAGCACAUCCCGGACAUGGCACAGUCGAUCGUGGAAAAUGGUGAGCCGGCUCGUAUACAAAGUCCCGCAAGUAUCGUCACCAUCCCCAAGCGAGCUGUUGCAACACGAAAGUUAUUCUCCGAAGAAAUGCAGCAAGGCCUUCUCAGCGGCAAUAAAGCAUCCCAUUCAAGCCACAGUUAUUUUGUAAAGGAAUUGGAAAAGAGCUUGGAGACUCUGAUUGCAAACUCACCCUCGCAAUCCCCCAGUACCACGUCGGAAGGAAGCACGACUGGCACUGUCAUCGCUACCGCGCCGAACAGAUUCGACUGCUUGCAGGUCGAGGACGUCGAAGAGGAUGACAACAGCGAGGCCAUGGUUCACGCGCCUGGCAACCAUACCAAGGAAGAGGCCGAGCAGACUUUCGAGGUCAUUGAUGAGUCUGAGCAGCAGCUCGAGAGACUGGUGAUUCUGCAUGACUAUCUCAAGGAGCUCUAG
Molecule: messenger RNA, 573 nt
Organism: Cladophialophora yegresii CBS 114405
Lineage: Eukaryota; Fungi; Ascomycota; Eurotiomycetes; Chaetothyriales; Herpotrichiellaceae
Exons: 1
Coding region: 1-573 (190 amino acids)
Source: RefSeq, a predicted model, not a curated record